CGGCGCGGCCGCGGAGCCGGGGUUGGGGGCGAUGGAGUCGGACGCGGAGAAUGGGGAGGAGUUGGAUAACGGCCGCCGCCGCGCCAGGGGAGCCGACCUGGAAAUGAGAUGGGUUCAGGGAUUCACAAACAGGAAUGUUGGUUUUGUCAAUAACAAGACUAUCUGCUAUCCCUGUGGCAACUACAUCCUUUUUGUUGACAUUGAAACAAAGAAGACGACAGUGCUGAAGUGUAAGAAUGGCCACAUUGGAGCCUUUGCAGUGAAUGGGAACAGUCAAGUGGUGGCUUUUUCAGACCAGAAGCUAAAUCCUGUCAUCUAUAUCUACACUUUUCCAGGACUCGUUAAACGGUCAGAAAUAAAAGGGAAGGCACAGCUGGACUACUCUUUACUUGCAUUCAGUUACAUGGGUCCUUAUCUGGCCAGUUACUCUUCAGUCCCAGAAUUUGCUCUUUCAAUAUGGGACUGGCAAGAAAAUAUCCUUUUGUGCAGUAAAUCUCAACCAGGUGUGAAAGUGACCUCUAUGAGCUUUAACCCCAUGAACUGGCACCAGCUUUGUUUGUCCAAUGAAAACUCCCUGACUGUCUGGAAUAUUGAAAGGAACGAUCAAGAACAUCAUCUCAAGUCAAAGCCUGUCAGACUCCCUGCCGAAGAUGGGUCUCUGAUGUGUAAACAGGAUGUCUUUUUUUCACAUCCUGAUAUCCAAGACCUCUACUAUGGGCCUGUGCUGCCAAUUUCAGCAAUUGCUGGGCUGGCAGGGGAUGAAGCAGAGACAUUUAGGCCUAAAGAUGACAUCCAGCCUUCAGUCCACCCUACCGUCCACUGCUGGACUGCAACGUCUGACCUGUAUAUGGGCUGUGAAGAGGGACAUUUUUUGGCAAUUAAUGUUGAGACACUCAAAGCUUCUCUUCUUUAUUACAAACCUUCACAAGACGCUAAAGAACGAAGGCGAACAAAAUUUCGUUCCUUACCACUUCUUUCUGGCGAUAGUUUGAAAAAGGAAGAAGACAAACGGAGAACACAAAAACCUGUUCUGCUUGCCAUGGCAUAUCAUAAGGAUGGACUAUAUGCAGCUGGAAGUGAUGGUAUUGUGCACUUUUACCAAAUCAAAGGCACACACUAUCAGAUGGAUGAUUGCUUUGAUGUAUCAGAACCCAUAACCAGCCUCGUUUUCUCCCCUGACUACAACACAUUACUAGUAGAAACAGACAAGGGAUCAGUCUAUGUCUAUAAACCUUCUCAGAAUGAGGAAGUCAUCAAACUCUUGGAUGCAUGCAAUGAUCAUUUCCUGUCAGCUGAUUUUCUUACUCCAGGGAAUAAGUAUUGUGUGUCUGUAGCAAUUUCAGGGGAAGUGCAUGUUUGGCUGCUGGAGGACGGAACUUUCAUAAGCAAGCUCUGCCUGAAUACACAGGCAACUGCUAUGGUCUGCUGCCCCUCCUCAUAUAGUGUUGCUGUGGGGACCAAAGUGGGUCAUGUCUAUUUCAUUGAUGUUACCAAAGUUGAAACGCCACGUGUGGUUCACAGAGUUCUUCUUUCCAACUUACCUGUGCGCCAUCUGCAAUAUGAUCAGAGUGGUCAGUACCUCAUAACUGGAGCUGCAGAAGGACAUAUCUUUAUUUUAGAUGCUCGGCCCUCAAAAUUAUUCCAGGUUCUUGGAUACUUAGUGAUGAGUAGUGAAGUCCUAGGCCUUUCUGCAAUAUAUGAUGUGGAGAGUGAAUUAGUUGAGGUGAUGGCACUUCUUUGUCCACCAGACAUCAGAAGAGCAAGACUGGAAAUCUUUUGUCUGCCUUCAGCAAUUACAAUAGACAAUGAUGAGUGUAUUGAUGAAAGAGGGAUGCUGAAGAACCGUGUCAUUCAGAAGCGCCAGUACGAAUUAGAUUACCCCCUGUCCUCAGCAGUCAGACAGAAAGAUGACACUGUGUAUGGCUACUGCAACCACGCACCUUUCAUCUGUAAAUACCAUCUUGCCAAAAAGAAAACCUGGAAAGAUGCGUCAGUUACUUUAUCAGAGAAGAAGAUUCCAAGCAACCAGUUUGCACCAGGGUUCCUCCAUUUUUCACCUAACAGCCAGCUGUUGGCAUCAGUGGCUAAGGAUGGAGUAUUGUUUAUCCGUGAUGCUGUUACUUUGGAAACAGUUGCUCGGGAGCAUUGCCAUUCUUACCAAGGACAGGGAAUUGGAUCGUUGGCGUUUUCAUUGGAUGGCCAGUUCAUACUUGUCAGUGGCGUGAAUGAUGGUACCCUUGUGUGCCUGAAAUGGAAGACUGGAGACGAUGAAAUUAAGGAAGCUACUGAUUAUUGGCGACUCAUUCUCGCCAUUCUGAACAACUCAAUUUACAGUGAAAAUACUGUUUUAAAGUCCAUGGCGGAAUGGAACAUUGCUACAGAGUCCCUACUGGAAUCAUCCUUGGAAAAGGAAUCUCAGGAAAUGCCCCAGAAGAAACCAAGUGUGGAGGUGACGGAUGAAGAUAGCUACCACAACCUGAACAUACUCAGUACUGAUGAAAUGACAUGGCUCAACCAGAAAGUUCAGAAGGCCAUCAAAGAAGAGAUCAAGAAGUUUGCUGACAAGAGGAAAGAACUGAAAAAAGGAAUUAAAAAGCUCCGUAAAACUAUUCAGGAAAUGAUGUAUGAAAAUGAACAGGUGCCUGAUAUUGAAAGACUGGACCAGCAGGAAUUCAACCUGGACAUCGAAGAACAGGAAAGGCUGCAGGCGGAGAGUGAACAAGAAGUGGCCAGGGUAAGGAAGGAGAUUGAGAUGGAGAAUCUAGCCAAAUGCUAUCUGCGUGACAUCAUCAAAAAGGAAUGCUGGGACUCCAUGUCCAUAAAAGGUCGUGCAAUUAAGUGCUUCCAUGCAGCCUAUAAGGUGACGAAUUACCCAAUGAAAGAACGUAGUAAAGAAGAGUUGGAAGCCUUGGAAAGGGUACUGCAGUUAAAGAAGAUUGAGUCAGCUGAUCUUAAGAUUCGGAAGGAGAUUGUUGAGUUUCAGUCUCAGGCUGUACCACCUAAGGAGGAAGGGGAGAAGGUGGAAGAAGAAGCUGUGACUGAUGAGAGCACCUCCAAUUCCCUGAUCGGGAGCCUGAGUGCUCAGUUUGGGGGAGACACCUCCAUUUUGUACCACCAAAUGGACCUGCACACCAGGGAGGAGAAGAUUAAUCAGAUCAUAUUACUGCAGGACAUCAUUUACAAAGUGAAGACUGCCUUUAAUAAGGAGUUUGAUACCGUUGCUCGACAGAAGGAGCAGGAGAUUGCACGUGUAAAGGAAAGGAACCUGAGGAUCCAAGAAAUCGUAGAACAGCUCGAACUCCAGGAGGUGGUCUGGGAGCCAGCUCUGACAGAUGAUGAGAUACCAGAGCACGCUCUCACUGUCCAGGAUUCAGAGAUUAAAGUUGAAAAAUACCUUACCCCACAGCAGAGAGCAAAAGCAGAGAUGAUGGCUAAGAUUGAAAUGGAAAGACGUCUUGCUGCUCUGAACAGUGCAAGACAACGUGCCCUUUAUGACAUGAUGGGUGGGGUCCUAGAAGUCAAAAAGGAAGACAUCUUGAAGAUAGAGAUUCCCCCACCUCCUUUUGUUUCUAAACCUGAUGCCCUUUGGAAUGAAGAAGAAAAGAAAGUAUUCAAGGAAUAUGAGAAAAAAGUUAAGGAGCUGAAUGAAGAAAGGGAAAAAUACAGAAAGACACUAGAAACUGAAUUGAAGAAACUUCAAACCUCCAUUCAGGAAACAACACAAAAUUUUGAUGACACCGUAAGCAAGCUCUUUGAGCGGAAAGUUAAAUCAGAGAUGGUCAUAUACCAGGAGGAACUCAAAAUAAACAACCUCCUUUACUCUUUGCUGUUGGAUGAAGAGCUGAGCACAAGAGAAGCUGGACUGAAUCACUUCCUUGACAAGAAGCGGAAGGAGAAGCUCAGUACUGCAGAGGAGGUCCAGGUUGUACGAGCACAAGUUGAUGCUUACAGAGAGACCUAUGACAACUUAGCAGCUGAAGACAAAAUUCUGGAACGUGGCUUUAAAAAGGAAUUUUCUGAUGUCCCAGUGCAUCACAUUGAUCAUCUUUUCAAACUUUACAAACGCCGACCAAGAGCCCAGAAGAUCAAGAUGCACCUUGACACUGCUAACCCUUAUGGAGAUCGGCCAGGCUCAGCCAGAGCUUACAAAGAGGCACUUGCCCAUUUAAUGAAAGCCAUAGAUGAAAUGGAUGAUCCUGAAAACAUGCCUGAGGGAUUAGACCUGCCUGUCUGGGAACGUUUCUGUUUGGCUAGACGAACAAAAGUGGAAGGCGAACAGCUGGUGAAACGGAAAGCCCUGACGCUAGCGGAGAUGCAGGCCUUUCUCCAGAAAAGGAUGGAUGAUGAUGAGAAGAUAAGGAUGGACAUUGAAAAAAUUUUAAAUGAACUCAAUAUGCUACGAGAGGAGAAGAUGAGGUUUCAACUGGAUUUGACUGUCCAAUUUCUGCUUAAACAAGGACAGGUGGAAUUGGAGAGUGCUGCUGAGCUAAUACCAGAUUAUACUGACGCUAUUCUCCUUCACAAGAGUGUUAUUGAAGAACUGAAUUGCACAAUCCGGGCUCAAGGAGAAAAGAAAAUUGCUAGCAUGGUGGAAAGUAAAGACUUCUCUAAAGGGAUAUUUCAGCUGGAAUGGGAACAUAAAAAAAUGAAGAUGCUGAUGGAAGAUCUAAACCAGAGGGCUCGGGAUAUUCAAAAUCUGCAUGUUUCAAGAGAUCGCCAGCUAUUCCUACGCAUACUAAACUAUGACAGCCACAUCACCCAACAGGUUUCAGUAAUGGAGCAGACGCUUGGUGUGAUGGAUAAGCUGCACAAGAAGAAUGUGAAGAACUAUCAGAAAGUAUUUAAAGAUCUGGAGAAGCGUAUCUGUUUAAAGGAACAAGCAAACUACAAACUCAGCCAGGAGCUGCAAGAAAUACUUGUGUCUGUUUCAGAAAGGCGGCAUAUCUUUGAAGCAGCUGACACACAGCUGGUUUCUGAAAAAGCCGCAAAGGAGCAUUACCAGGAUAUUGUGCAGCGACGACAGCUAGUGGAUCUUGCAAAAGAACAGGCCCAAGAGAUUUCAGUUCUUCAGGCAGAAGUUGAAAGGCUGAGAAUGAGAACAUUUCCCGCCCUUUUUGAAAUGGAAUAUUAGCAGAAGGGUACUUCCACCAACAUAAACGCAUACGAGUUCAUCGUUGCUUAUCUCCUUUGCUUACCGUAGAUACAUCUCUCUACAAAAGAAUUGAUUUCUUCAUUUACUAUUCUAAAAUAUUUUACUAGACUGAGUAUGAAAGCUAUUUUGUACAGUUUCUACCCAAUUUUGGUGUGCCUGUUGUAAAACUGCAAUUUAUGAUUUCAUAGCUUAUUGACAGACGCAUGUUUAUUACUAUAGAAAUAGCUAUUUUGAACAACACAGUCACCUUGUGUAUUCUGUGGUCUGCAAUGCACGUUCCUAUGAUGCCGAAGAAUGGAAGCAAUUCAGAAAACGCUGAAUUGUAUUUACUUAGGAAAAAAAUAUGGGGCAAAAUUGCCAAGUAGUAUAACUAAAAAUAGUUUUGUUAAAAAUCAAUUACUAGUAUAUGUGUUGAAUGAAACCACAAAUAUACUGAUUUAAAAUAAAACAGUUCAUCAUCAUUGCUUCAUGAUACCAUGAUGACAGGCAGCAUCAGGUGCCCUUUACCUUACAAUCAUAGAAUAUCAGGGUUGGAAGGGACCUCAGAUCAUCUAGUUCAACCCCCUGCUCAUUGAUUAUAUUAUAAUUAAAAGAAAAACCCCACAACGCUCCUGCUUCAUUUAACUCCCAAGUCUUGAGUUCAGGAUCCCAUAUUUUACCUCAUUAGUUGAUGCCAUCACACACAGGUCAACGUCAGUUUACAUCACAGGAAAAUGCUCUCAGCACUGUUUUUACGUGUUUUUUUCAAUUGUGCUAAUUGACAUGAUACACAAUGCUGAACUUGGAAGGCUUGAUAAGUGAAGUAUGCACUGGUUUUCAAAACGGUUUUAAAUUCUGGAAGAUACAAUUUAAGUCUAUACCCACUGUUAAUAAUUUUGAAUCCUAAAGAGUUGAACAUCUUUUCAUUUUUAAACCAUUAUUAGUUUCAUCUUAUUUCUGCUCUUAGAUUUUUUUUAAAAAUACAGUGAAGUGGAAUAAAAUCUAACAGUCCUUAGAUUGAAUAAGCCUUAUUAGAACUACCCUACCGGACUCUUCUUAAACAGUUUCUAUUAUAUGCCCUGCUAGUGGAGUCCAACUUCAGAUGUGUUGGCAUAAGAUUUCUUCUGAGACCACUUCUCUCCCCAAAGAGAUGGGAAGCGGAUAAAGAAAAGAGGAACCUUUAAUAAAUUCUACCAUGUGGUCUAAGAUGGACCUGCACAGGAAUUUCCUGCCAUUACAGUUUCCCCCCACACCUGUUCUAAAUUUUCUUCUUUCAUCUUUCCUAGGAAAUAUGCCUCAAGUCGGAGCUCCAUUCCAAGGUGACAUCACUAACAGCAUUAAUACUUUUGUUUAGCAAAUACUACAGUUGUUAUC
This is a messenger RNA of Trachemys scripta elegans, 6505 nucleotides long. RefSeq names its product cilia and flagella associated protein 43 (gene CFAP43). Lineage: Eukaryota; Metazoa; Chordata; Testudines; Emydidae. Bases 32 to 5131 code for a protein of 1699 amino acids. Gene Ontology annotation, biological process: sperm axoneme assembly; cilium assembly. The record is from RefSeq and is a predicted model, not a curated record. The transcript is spliced from 39 exons. Gene Ontology annotation, cellular component: axoneme. Gene Ontology annotation, molecular function: protein binding.